Athene cunicularia (burrowing owl) is the source of this 7359-nucleotide messenger RNA. RefSeq names its product PITPNM family member 3 (gene PITPNM3). Gene Ontology annotation, cellular component: cytoplasm. The record is from RefSeq and is a predicted model, not a curated record. The transcript is spliced from 22 exons. Bases 249 to 3356 code for a protein of 1035 amino acids. NCBI's taxonomy places the organism in Eukaryota, Metazoa, Chordata, Aves, Strigiformes, Strigidae. Gene Ontology annotation, biological process: phospholipid transport. Gene Ontology annotation, molecular function: phosphatidylinositol binding; metal ion binding; phosphatidylinositol transfer activity.
CCUAUCCCAGGCUGCGUGAAUGCACCCUCUGGGAGGUGGGUGCAAGCACUCCCGUGCCCGAUGGGCUGUUGGACUGUCUGGUGGUGCCGUGGCGAUGCUGCCAGUGCACGCGAGGGGCUGGUGUGAGGGCGUUCGCAUCAGUCUGCUUUCCUUCAUUUGUCCUGUUUGCAUGACAAGGAAACUGCUGCUUUGUGCACCGUGAAGGGGAAGAGGGCCUUUAAAGAGAUGCUGGCGUGAUUCUUAAACUGAUGCUUCUGGACUGUGCCUACUGUUCUGCUACUCUGCCCUCUCACAAGUAUACUUCAGCUGGCCCGCGCCGAUUCAGUGGUGCUCAGUGGCACAUGCAGAACGUCCUCAAAGACUCUGUGGAGAGCUCCGAUGAUGAGUUCUUCGAUGCGCGAGAAGAGAUGGUGGAGGGAAAAAGUGCCAUUCUCAUAGGCAUGAGCCAGUGGAACUCAAAUGACCUUGUUGAGCAGAUAGAAACAAUUGGGAAGCUGGAAGAAAAUCAAGGUGAAGAGUCUGCAUUUUGCUCAUCUGGCUUUCUACAGGAAAAACAACGUGAAUUAUAUAGAGCAUCUUUAAGAAAACAAAGGGUCCCAGCACAAGGCAGCCUUGAAAUACAGGAGGACAGCGAGGAAGGAGUUCAACAGCAGAACUGCAAAACUCAUGUGCUAAUUUUGAUCCUACAUGGGGGGAACAUCUUGGACACUGGCAGUGGAGACCACAGCAGCAAGCUAGCAGACAUCAACACCUUCAGUUCUGUGUUUGAGAAGGUGACACGAGCCCAUUUCCCUGCUGCUUUGGGCCACAUCUUAAUCAGACUUGUUCCCUGCCCAGCAAUCUGUUCAGCAGCUUUCUCUCUUGUUUCUAAUCUAAAUCCCUACAGCUACGAUGAGAACUGUCUCAGCAGCAGUGAAGACCACAUCCCACUGGCUGCCUUGCCCUUGCUGGCUGUUUCAUCCCCUCAGUACCAGGAUGCCAUUGCCAUGGUGAUCAGUAGAGCCAAUCAAGUUUACAAUGAAUUUCUCAAAUCUACAGAUGGGGCUGGUUUUAAUGGACAGGUGUGUCUCAUUGGUGACUGCAUUGGAGGAAUUUUGGGCUUUGAUGCCAUCUGCUCUAAUUCUAAUACAGCUGAUGAGAGUCGGAACAGCAGCAGGAGAGGAAGCACCAGCAGCAUCCAGGUCCUGCAUCCAUGGAACAGGAUGAGCAAGACCAUUAAUGUUGUAAUGGGCAUUUUGUACCCACAGGAUAAUCCCCUCUUAGCAGAGGACUCCAGUCUGGGUGGCAGCAAACGCCUGAGCAAAAGCAAUAUUGACAUCUCGGGAAUCAUGGAGGAUGAGAAGCCAGUGCAGCCGUUGCCUAGGAAACAGAGUGACUCAUCCACCUAUGACUGUGAUACUAUAACCCAACAUCAUGCUUUCCUGUCUAGCAUCCACUCAAGUGUGUUGAAAGAUGGUGCAGACUUUCCUCCUGUGAGUUCCAGUCUCUCAGAAGUAAACUUGGGCCGAUUUGAAUUCGAGGUGUCUGAUUUCUUCCUCUUUGGAUCGCCACUUGGUUUGGUGCUGGCCAUGAGGAGUACUGUUCUGCCUGGCCUGGAUGCUCUCACUUCCAUCCUCCCUCUGAUAUCCUGCAGGGAGCAUGCUUUGAGAGCAGUUCAACUGACCGGCAUUUCAAACACAUUCCAAGUAUGCCAGGUCCGCCCAGCCUGCAGCCAAGUGUACAGUUUCUUUCACUCUGCUGACCCCUCUGCCUGCAGACUUGAACCGCUGCUGGAGAAAAGGUUCCAUCUCCUGCCUCCCUUCAGUGUCCCACGGUACCAGAGAUACCCAGUCGGGGAUGGAAGAUCUCACCAGUUAGGUGAUGCUCUCCACAACCACAGUGCUCUGUUCCUUGAGAACAGCUCUUGGAACAUACCUUUGUCUCAGGAGAGUCCUGGAUCUCCAAAUGCAUCUGAUCAACCACAAGGGAAAACAAGGAAGUUGAGCCUGGCCAGCACAAACAGUGAAAACUCAGGGUCAACAGAAAGCUUGCCAUCAGCAUACCUCACCAACAUUACUGCAAAGUGGUGGGGAACAAAACGAAUAGAUUAUUCCUUGUAUUGUCCAGAUGUGCUGACAGCCUUUCCAACUGUGGCCCUGCCGCAUCUCUUCCAUGCCAGCUACUGGGAAUCAACAGAUGUUGUGGCCUUCAUUUUAAGACAGGUGAUGAGGUAUGAAAAUGUAAAUUUCAAGGAAAAUGACAACUUGGAUCCAGCAACACUAAGUCCUUCCAAUCCACGAGAAAAAUGGCUACGCAAAAGGACACAUGUAAAAUUGAGAAAUGUGACUGCUAAUCACCGAGCUAAUGAUGUCAUUGCAGCAGAAGAUGGUCCUCAGGUACUAGUUGGACGCUUUAUGUAUGGACCUCUGGACAUGGUAGCUUUAACAGGUGAAAAGGUUGAUAUCUUCAUAAUGACUGAGCCAUCUUCGGGUAGGUGGGUGUACUUCGACACAGAGAUAUCCAACAGCAGUGGCCGGAUCUCCUACAACAUACCGAAGCAGAAGAGACUGAGAGUUGGCGUGUAUCCCAUCAAAAUGGUGGUCAGAGGGGACCAGAGUAGUGCUGCAAGUUACCUGACUGUGCUCCCCCGAGGAAUGGAAUGUGUUGUGUUCAGCAUUGAUGGUUCCUUUGCAGCAAGUGUUUCAAUUAUGGGAAGUGACCCCAAAGUCCGAGCUGGGGCCGUUGAUGUUGUCAGGCAUUGGCAGGACCUGGGAUAUCUGAUUAUCUAUAUCACUGGCCGUCCAGAUAUGCAAAAACAGCGUGUGGUUUCAUGGUUGUCUCAACACAACUUCCCACAAGGGAUGAUCUUCUUUUCAGAUGGACUUGUUCAUGAUCCACUGCGACAAAAGACCAUUUUUCUCCGGAAUCUCAUGCAAGAGUGCCACAUCAAAAUCUGUGCUGCAUAUGGUUCCAUGAAGGAUAUUUCUGUGUACAAUGUCUUGGCUCUGUCGCCAUCCCAGAUCUACAUAGUUGGACGAUCAACAAAGAAAUACCAGGCACAGUGUCAAUUCCUCAGUGAAGGUUAUGCAGCCCACUUGGCCUCGCUGGAGUUCAGUCUCCAUUCACGACCCAAAAAGAACAACUCUCGGAUGAUCUUGAGAAAAGGCAGCUUUGGCCUCCACUCCCAGCCUGAGUUUUUGCGCAAGAGAAACCAUCUUCGCAGGACUAUGUCUGUACAGCAACCUGACCCACCCUCUUCAAACCCCAAGCCAGAGCGUGCCCAGAGCCAGCCUGAAUCAGACAAAGAUCAUGACAGGCAUUUGCCCUCCAUCGCUUGGGUUCGAGGUGGAGUUCACAAAUUUGAAUCUAUCCCCUAGGAAGCUUGGAAAUACAGAUCUUGGGUGCACCCCAUUAAACUCGUAGGCAUGCCCCAGAGAUAAUACUUAGGCAGCUUCAAACUAAGAGAUGUAGAGGGGCACCUGUCCCUCGGAGUCUUCCCUGCUCUGGAAUCUGCCUUCUUACACCAACUGGGGAACUCCCAGUCUGUUCCUCUUGACGUGUUUAUUGGGAGAUUUUAAAACAAUCUAAAACUAUCGCAAGUGCUUAUAACAUCAAAGCAACAGAAAGUAUCUUUGGUUCUUUUUUACAACAGAUAUAUAAUAAAACGUGCAAUAAGAGAAAAAGCUGUAACAGGCUGAUACUACUCAGAAGGAGGAUUAUGGUAUCAGCUAACUAGCCGCACCCAAAACAGUAUAAACAGUAGGUCCCAUAGGUUACAGAGAAGGUUUACACUUGAAACAUUAAAUAGUUGUAUCUGUUUCCACUUCACCUUCAAUAAAGCGAUACACUUGCAAGGGAAGCAGAGGUGAGAACUACAGUAAUCCGUGGUCAGGAUUUGUAUAGCAAGACGCUUUUUGGGUGCCUUAAACCCAAGAUUUCCUUUCAUCUUACAGUGUUAGUCAACAGACCCCAACAUGGGCAGUCGUGAUUGUGAGGUGCUGGACAUGAAGUAAACAUGAGAACUCCACUUAUGAACCAAACCAUAAAAACUUCAUGUUAGAAAUAAAUGUGUCUGCCACAGUUUGAAGCAGUUAGUGUUGCUGUAUACAAAGUAAUGUGCAAGUGUACAAAGAUCAUGUUGUUUUGUGGAACCUGCUGACUGUACAAAAUGUGUGGACUGCUCUGAGUAAGGAGAUGGCUCUGACCAUCUCAGUCCGAGAGACAGAUCCUACCUAGGAUGGUAAGCUAAAGAGAGCUGUUUUACUAAGCGAUCUGCUAACUUCAGAGCAAUCACUUUUUUCAUUAUUCUAAGUAGAUUUUUUACACUGGAGGAGAAAAAAAGUAAUGGAAUUCCUGUGGAUAAAUUGUUUACCUUCUCACAUGUUAUAGCAACUGUUGUGUUAAGACAAUCUGUAGCAUUCAGAAUUACAGCAUUUGAUCUUCAAAGAAUGGACAUGACAAAUUACAGGUGCCGAAUAGAUGUUUUCCUACUGAUUUAAAUUUAUCUCAGAUCUCUCAGUGAAUUUACUAAAGUAAAAUGUGUGAAAUUUUCCCUAAGUGGUAAUAUUUCUGAAGUGUUGUGCGUAGUUUAACGUAGUAGCAGUUUGCAGAUUCUUCAUGCAGAUACUUCAACUGUGCUACAUUCACCAAGAGAACUUUCAUGACAGAACUGAAGCAUGUUUUAAAACCUGCAGUGAAGUUACAAGGGCAUGUAAAACCCUUUUCUUUAAAAGUUAAAACCAGACUAUUGACACUGAGAAGGCCUGAUGUCAAUAGAUUUGUUUUUCAGGGUUGGUUGGUAGGUUUUAAUGUCAUGGAGUUGGGGUAGAAAGGGUGUCAUGCCUCCCUUCACCCCUGCCCUUACUUUCAGGUUUUUCUAGUCUGUAGCUAGACUAGAAACAGUCUCUCAACAAGUCUGUUGGUUAAUUAUGUUGAAAGUUGGUAUGUAAAACAAACAAGGAAUGCAAUAGAAAACUAUUAAGGCAGUGCAGAAGUAAACUUAAGUCUGUACUCCCUAUUCACCCAGAAGUUUCAGUGUGCUUUUUGAAGGGCACAGUACUGUGGCUUUUGCCUUAAAAGGAAGCAAAGUAGCUUAUAAAUGCAGAUCUUUAUUUUUUUAGACAUUACUCGGCAAGAUUUUUGAUUACCCAGUUCAAACCUCCCGAAAGAUCUCUGGCACAUCAGUAGUCUGUUUUUCACAGUGCUUCCUUUAAGGGAGGGGGUAAUCUUCACUGAAGAUUUAGGAAAGAUAUUAAAAGUUUGGUAGCUCUCACUAAUUGGAAGCAGGUGACUACAUUACAGGGGGCUGGGUUUUUAUGCUCUUUUGCCAAGUCAACCAACUACAAAAGCUAAAUUAUAUCCACAAACUACGCUGAGGAAGUCUUCAGGUUUACAAGUGCUUUCCCAGUAGUAUCACACCUAGUUCUUUAGCCCACAAACUUGGAGGAAUUAUUCUGCUUUCUGUCUUGGCCCACCAUGUGUGUUAAUUUCUUCUCCUAUCCUCUGCAGCAGGAGGAGAUUGCACAGGUACACCAGACCCCAUCUCCCUCCAGUCAGCUCCUGCUUGUUAGUUUUAAAUAGACAUGGGAAUCCAAGGCUUGUGAGGGAGGAACUCACUAGGCAAAUUUUAAAUUUGCUGAGGGGACCUAAAAGCAACAUUGAUUGGUCACUAAGUUCUUUUUAAGCACUGGGUGUUGUGUAGCAUGUCUCCUGACAGUAAUCACUGUUCCUGCUGCAAAUUUCAAAGCUAAUGUUGCUUUAGCCAUCUACCUCUAUCAUCCAAGAGACUCCAAAAUCUGUUUUUCUUUUUAAGUUGCUGUAGUAGAAAGGCCUACUUUAUUUCAAAAGAGGGAUCUGUGCAUAAUUCUGUGACUGUAUUAAACGAACUAGUGUCUGAGCACAAGGUCAGAGAAAUCUCCUAGGUUGUUAAGGUCCAUCUUUUACUCUUGCAGACACAGUGUCAUUUUGCAGGGUACCAUGUCAUGAAAACUCUGAUUUUUGUGUAUUUCUAUUACUAACUGGGUCACCUUUACAGUAGUCGCCGUGCUGGCUUCUCUAAGAAUAUUAUGAGCUAUUCGUAGUAAAACAAAUGCGUAUGUGUGUGCAUGAUUUAAAGUGGCAACAAUUUCAAAGUGUCUACACAUGAUACUGACAUCAAGCUGAAAAUAUUUUCCUUAAUUUUGUUUCCUACUACAUAUGAGAGCUGAUGUGGUUUUUGCAUAAUUCCCACACUACUUACUGCUCAGGGAUGGAAUGGUUUAGCACCUGAUCACAUGCCUCCAGCUGUGCACUUUGGCAAACAGCGAUAGAGGUAUUAGCUUGGAGAUUAAGGCUUCAUGUUAAUUAGGAGCCAAUCUUCUGAAACGUCAGAUGCCAGAUGCAUUUGUUUUGAAAGCACUAGCCAGUUGCCACUGAAAUGGUAAAACAGCUUCUGUUAGAGUUGAGAAUAUGAACAAGAUAAAUGUGAUUUUAGACAUCUCACAAGCAGGCCAGCAGUUCAACAAAUAUUCUGUGUCAGUGGCUGGGGACCUCAUGCAUGUUAAGCCACCAGCUUUUUUUCUUUUUUUUUUUUUUCUCCCCUGCUAUGCUUGGGGUGAUCCCUGAGCAUAUCAUGAUGAAUCACUAGUUUUAUAGCAUAGUUUUGCAAUCAUGUUUUCUCUUACAUUUCCUGCUGGUCAGAAUUUUAGUUAUAUACUUUGUCCACAUGAAACUGCAUGCAAUGGUUCAUGGGCAUUCAGUUUGCAAUUGGAUUUCAGUUUUACUUGUGCUUUCACAGAAGGAUUAUCAGUCCUCCCAAGCAGGCCAUUUGCUGGGGGGUAAGCUUGAUCCUACAGUUUUCUUACUCUCUGAUUGCAAAUCCUCAUUGCUGCAGUCGGUGCAGUCAGCACUUACUUAAACAUUACAGGCUGUGGAAGUGUUAGAGCACACAGAGAGGGGAAGGGGACAGAGAAGUCAGGCAGGAAUGGUGGGUGACCAAGGAACACAGGUUAGACUAGUCAGUAGUUUCAGCACCUCUAGUGCCUCCAGUCUGUUACAGAAAAGCACAUUCUUUUAACCUGCAAAAUGGAGAAAGCAUAAGUGAAACUGUAAAACACAAAACUGGUAUUUCAGUAGGUGCUAAGGCAGCAGUACAAGUAAGUACAAAGUAGGCCACAGCUGGAAGCAUUUACUUCUUUGCCCUCUUGAUACGGAUCCAUUAAAUUGCUGUAAAAAAAUGGCUGUGAUUAAUAGCACUGGUAGACUUACCUGAGAUAUUGUGAAAACACACCUUCAUAACUGUGGUGUUUUGUUUUUGUGUGUGUGUAUAGCUACUGGAAGACACCUUAAGUGAAGUUUUGGUUCUGCUUUCACAGCAAAUUUGUAACCAAUACAAUUUUUUUU